Meloidogyne enterolobii is the source of this 170-nucleotide messenger RNA. Lineage: Eukaryota; Metazoa; Nematoda; Chromadorea; Rhabditida; Meloidogynidae. The record is from the annotation of a GenBank genome assembly.
AUGCGGGGAGGGGCCGGCACUACUGGGAAUGUUGUUCAAAUUGUGGGGAAAAUUGUUCCAACGGUUGGGGGAGUUGUUCCGACUAUAGGGAAAGUUGUUCCAACGACGGGGGAUGUUGUUCAAAUGACGGGGACGGUUGUUCCAGUGAUGGGGGAAGUGUGAUGUUGAUC